Nipponia nippon (crested ibis) is the source of this 276-nucleotide messenger RNA. The record is from RefSeq and is a predicted model, not a curated record. Lineage: Eukaryota; Metazoa; Chordata; Aves; Pelecaniformes; Threskiornithidae.
AUGUGCCCGGUAGUCCCAGGGGUGCUGGGAGUACCCAGGGGUGUCCAGGGUUUCCAGGGGUGCCCGGGGGUCUCAGGGAAGCCGAGGGAUGUGCCCGGGGUUCCCAGGGUCCCAGGGGUGCUGGGAGUACCCAGGGGUGUCCAGGGUUUCCAGGGGUGCCCGGGGGUCUCAGGGAAGCCGAGGGAUGUGCCCGGGGUUCCCAGGGUCCCAGGGGUGCUGGGAGUACCCAGGGGUGUCCAGGGUUUCCAGGGGUGCCCGGGGGUCUCAGGGAAGCCG